AUGAUUUCUCCUGAAGAGUUGGUUUUCGGAAAGUCGACUCUCGACGUUUCCUCUGACGAAGAGACACCCGUUUCCAAACCAAAACCAGCUUGGAUCGAUCCUGAUGAUGCUCAGUUAAUGAUUGCCCCAGAAAAAGCAAGAAUGUUGGAUCAAUUAGACCCAGUUUCAGGUGAAAAAUUUGCUAACGAACUUGCAGAAAGAUACCACAGAACAACAGAACACAUCGACACAUCAUGGGCUGAUAUUUCAAAAGCUACAGGUCGAGUUAUUGAUGCAGAUUCAAUUUAUUCAUCGAGCACAAAAUAUUUACCAUCCGAAAGAAUUGUUAUCACUCGCAGAGCAGAUUUAGUUCCAUUACAAGAUCCAACAGACAAGAAAAAUUCAAAUCGCGGACUUGAACACAUAAAACAAAUUGCUCCUCAUCCAUUCGACCACGAUGUUGCACUUCUCGGCAAGUGGGGAACAAUUUCUCGUGUUACAUAUACAAACGAAUCAAGUUCAGCUUUAUUCAGAAUUCCAGUAGCGGAUAACAUCUACAGAACAUGCAUUACAUACUCAAAAGACGGCUCUAAGUUGUUCGUUGGCUGUACACAAGGCAGAUUCCAAGUCCUUGACGCUGUUCCUAUCAAAGGAAAACAUUCUAUCAAUGUUUAUCAGACAGGAUCAAGAAAUGACAUCGUCGCUGUAUCAGCCUCCGAAACAAUGGUCGCUUUUAUUACUCGUGAUUCUGUUUAUUUCUACAACGAAAGUAAUUUAUCACCUCUCAAAGCAAUUGAAACUUCAGAAAAGAAUUUAAUAUGCGGAUCAUUUACAGAUGAUGGAAAAUUCUUUGUUGUUGCUGGUUCUGAAGGUCGUGGACACGUAAUUGACUGUGAAAAAUCAAAUAUUAAGAGUGUUGCUGUUUUCCAAGUAGAAGAUAUGCAAACUAUCACAGCUCUUGAUGUACGUGGCGAUUACGUUGCUAUGGGUAAUGAUAAAGGCUUCCUUUACGUAUUUGAAUUUGAUAGUCUCAGAAUUUCACCAAUUCCUGGAAAACUGAUUCGUCCAAAGGAAAUUAUACAGAAAGCAAACAUUGUUACUGCUAUCAAUGAAGUUAGAUUUAAUCCAACUGCUGAAAUAUUAUUAUUUGCUUCUUCUUCCAAGGAAGGAGCCCUUAGAUUGCUUCACAUUUCAUCAAAGACAGUGUUUGGAAACUGGCCAACCCAGAAAACUCCUUUGAAACACGUCGCAUCGACCUCAUUUUCUGCGGAUAGCGAAUAUCUCGCUCUCGCUAACGGAGGUAAGGUAACCAUGUGGGAACUUGGCCAUUAUUCUUCUUUGAAGAAGGAAGAAGAAAAAGAGCAAUAG
Molecule: messenger RNA, 1347 nt
Organism: Trichomonas vaginalis G3
Lineage: Eukaryota; Parabasalia; Trichomonadida; Trichomonadidae
Product: maturation of SSU-rRNA from tricistronic rRNA transcript (SSU-rRNA, 5.8S rRNA, LSU-rRNA)
Exons: 1
Coding region: 1-1347 (448 amino acids)
Biological process (GO): rRNA processing
Cellular component (GO): small-subunit processome; Pwp2p-containing subcomplex of 90S preribosome
Molecular function (GO): protein binding
Source: RefSeq, a predicted model, not a curated record